AUGCCAGCUUUUAGCUUAAGUUCACAGAUUACUCUUGAAUCUCUGUGCUACGUAGCCAUUGCUUGCUUAUACGCUUUCACGCCAUCAAGUCGGAAGGAGAGGACUCUUUCCGGAAUAUUUGUUUCUCUGCUUGCCGUAGUGAUUGUCUUAUCAGUGGCCAAUGACAAGCGCAGCAACGCUACCGUGGCUCUGGCAGUGUACUGCAUAUGGAAGCUUCGUUCUCGUGGCUGCACAGAAGCACCUGCUGCUGAUGCGGAGGUGCCACUUGCACCGGUGCAGGAAGAAGCAAGAUGCAGUGCUCCCGUGCAGCAGGCCAUGCUCCACCUCCACACCGAGGAUCUGCCACGGUGUAGUAGUACUCCGGUGCAGGUGCAGCAGACCACGAUCCACAUCGAGCAACUGCCACGGAAGUUCACGUACAACGAGAUCCGAGCCGUCACCGGAGACUUCGGUACCAUGGUGGGUCGCGGCGGCUCCGCCGAAGUCUACCGAGGCCGCCUCGACGACGGCAGGGCGGUCGCCGUCAAGCGGAUCACCAGCGACAAGCCUGUCGGGGAGACUGACUUCCUGAGAGAGAUCUCCAUCGUGGCGAACGUGCACCACCGCAGCCUGCAGCCAGUACCACCUGGUGUACCCGUUCUUCGAGAACGGGUCGCUAGACUGGUGGCUGUUCCACGGCGAGGAGCGGAGGCGCCUCCUGCCGUGGCCGACGCGGCGCCGCAUCGCCGUCGACGUCGCCAGGGCGGGGCGCUCGCGUACCUCCACCACGAGUGCCACCUCCAGAUCCUGCACCUCGACAUCAAGCCGGCCAAUAUCCUCCUCGACAGCGGCCUCCGGGCGCACGUGUCGGACUUCGGCAUCUCCAUGUCCAUCGCCCAGGACGGUCGGAGCACGGUCGGGUACAUGGCGCCGGAGAUGCUUGUCAGCUCACUGUCCGCCAAGUCCGACGUGUACAGCUACGGCAUGAUGCUCCUCGAGCUUGUCGUCGGGCGCCGAAGCGUCGACCCCGGAAGCGCCGCCUCGUCCGAGACUGCGGACCUCUUCGCCCGUGUUGUGCGGGAUAAGAUGGUGCGAGGCGAGCUAGUGGAGCUGGUGGACACGGCCAUGGCGCACGUGGACGUGCGGGAGGUGGAGGUGGCUGUGAAGGUGGCGCUCUGCUGCAUCCAGCAUAGCCGUGACGUGAUCAGGCCCAGCAUGCUUACUGUUUUGGACAUGAUUGAAGGCCGUGUGGCAGUCGAUCUGCCGCUGGGCCGGGGACGUCCGUCUCCGUUGCGGAUUUCAUGGAACCACUUUCCUCGCCAGUCGCGCGUUAUCGGUGAUAAAUAA
This is a messenger RNA of Miscanthus lutarioriparius, 1326 nucleotides long. The record is from the annotation of a GenBank genome assembly. Lineage: Eukaryota; Viridiplantae; Streptophyta; Magnoliopsida; Poales; Poaceae.